AUGGGGUUCAAGCCACACAGCGCGUCAAAGGCAAUCUUCGGCGGGCCCAGUGCACCUUCAAACCCUCGACCAGACAACUCUGGAACGUCUGGCACACAAGAGUCUAAAGCAGUCAGAUUUGUCUUACCCAUAACAAAGCGAACAAAACCACACAGAGUGAAGAGUACCAUCGGCAAAAAGUUUACACCCACAACUUUGUCGAGUGACACGAGCCAAAGCUGCCAAUCCAUCACAUUCAUGGGAUGUUACAAGCCUUUCUCUUUCGAGGAGUUGAGGCUCGCCGACUAUAAAAAGUUGAACAAAUGGAAGAGCUCGUCAAAAGCUGAUUCUGGCCUAUCUACUGCAUCUGCAGCUUCGCAGCCGGAGAACAAGGACUCUGCAACGUCUCUGCCACUCAGACCAAUUCUAACAGCGUCAGCGAAGACAGACAACCCAACAUUGAUUGCAUCCGAUGAGGCAACAAAAGUUGGAAAGAGGCAACCAACUACGGUCUGGUCUUCUGGAUUGUCUGACACCAAGGAUACUAACUCAUCGAGAUCGUUCUUUGGCCUGCCAUCAGGUAUCAAGACAAGCAACAUGUCUGGAUCAUCUUUUGUAUUCAGCUCUGUACCUGCGGCCAAGACGGAACCGCUCUUUAACUUUGCUGCCGCGGCAAACACAACUGCAAACGACAAGCAGUUUAACUGGUUCGCUCCGUCGGUGCCCCUGAAACAAGACUCAAACGAUAGAUCUUUGUUCAGUUCAUUGCCCAAGAUAAUCAUCCCAGCUGAUUUCACUUUCAGCAAGGUCUCUGGCAAAGUCAUCAAUACGACAAGCUCCAAGAUAGCCAACGAGCUCUCAGUCGAUCAGAGAACUGAGACCAACAAAAAGCUCAGCCUAGACACUAAGCCAUCCCAGGGCACUGUUGAUGUCUCCAAUGUCGGCAAGACACCGACUACUGCAUCCCUCUUCGCAUCUGCGGCCUUUAAAUUUAACAGCAACCCGCCCCUCUUCCCUUCUGCAUCCAAGCCAAAAAUGUCAGCAUCCGAUACCACAAUGGCAGAACGUCAGAGAUAUUUGCAGCUGCACCAUACCCAGGAUGCCAAAAUCUCAGGAGCCGACGAACAAUUGCGCACUACGCCGCUGAUCUCUCUCAAGGUCAAGGAGACAUCAGGAGCAAGGCUGAAGACAUCAAUGUUUCCUCAAUAUGCCUUCCUCGGCUGCCGUAUUCCUGAAUCCUGCUCUUUGGACGACAUCAUUACAACUCCCAAGCCCAUCGAAAUGCAAAGUAUCUCUGGUGCCUCAACCGUUGGAAGCGGCAAGAGCUAUACCCUCUCUGCCAUGAUCGAGAGCUGUCUCUAUCCUUCCGCUGAGAUUAGAAAACUGCCCAAGCCCCUGGCGGGAGUAGUUUUCCACAACAGCACUGUCUCUAUGCACAAUAUCUGUGAAGCUGCUCAUCUGGUGUCCCUAGGGGUCAAAGUCAACGUGCUCGUCUCCCGCAGCAAUUUCCACUCCUUAUCUACCAUCUACAAGUCUGCAGUUGGUGACAAACAUGAGAAGUUCCUGAACAUCCAGCCCUUGGUGCUGCAGUCUUAUCAUCUGACUGCAGAGCGUAUGCACCGCUUAAUGGCAUUCCAAGAAGGCGAGACCACGAUCCCACUCUACAUGGAAGUCAUCAUGCGUAUCUUGCGUGAGAUGGCCAUUACAGGAGCCCCCUUCAGCUACUCUACCUUCAAAGCCAAUCUUGACAACGAGGGUCUGCAGCCUGGACAGAAAGUCAUGAUGGAAAUGCGCCUCAACCUCCUUGAAUCGUUCUUGGACCCCUCUUGUGUCAAGGGCACCAACAGAUCGUCCAGGCGUACGGAUGAUCUCUUCACAACUUCUCCUGGCACUUUGACUAUCGUCGACCUCAGCGACCCCUUCCUGGACAGCAGUACAACCUGCACGCUUUUCUCGAUUCUUCUUGACAUCUUCCUUGCUUCUCGUCCUGCCUCCGGUCUACUUGUCUGUCUGGACGAAGCUCACAAAUUCAUGAAGAACACACCUGCCGCUGAGACAUUGACUGAGAACUUACUCACGGUCAUCAGAGAGCAGAGACACAAUGCCUGCCGCAUCGUCAUCGCCACUCAGGAGCCAACCAUCUCACCCAAGCUCCUGGAUCUGUGCUCGAUGACUUUUAAGGAGGGUGCGGCGGCUCUGUUCGAGAAGAUCAUCGAGUUGGAUGUGGGAGAGAGUUUGUUGUUUGCUCCUUCUGCUGUUUUCGAGGAACAGGAGGGUAAGGUGGUGAAGUUGGGGGUUCCGUGCUUCAAGUCCAAGACUAGGAAGAGACUUGGUGUUGAUGGUGGACAGAGUGUUCUCGCUGUUAGGGAGUGA
This is a messenger RNA of Aureobasidium namibiae CBS 147.97, 2352 nucleotides long. RefSeq lists its product as uncharacterized. Lineage: Eukaryota; Fungi; Ascomycota; Dothideomycetes; Dothideales; Saccotheciaceae. The record is from RefSeq and is a predicted model, not a curated record. Bases 1 to 2352 code for a protein of 783 amino acids. The transcript is spliced from 3 exons.